Messenger RNA from Anolis sagrei ordinatus, 2328 nucleotides. Lineage: Eukaryota; Metazoa; Chordata; Lepidosauria; Squamata; Anolidae. The record is from RefSeq and is a predicted model, not a curated record.
GUCCGCCAAUGGGAAGAGGGCAGGCCGCGGCAGGAAAGCGAGGCUGGUUUCCGGUCCCGCGUGCGCGCCCCCGUCCUUUUCCCCCGCUUUCUUGUCUCUUUCUGAGGCUGAAAGAUGCAGGGCAACAAGGGCUUCGCGAUGGAGAAGCAGAACCAUACUCCCAGGAAGCAGCAACAGCACCAGCAUCAUCAGCAACAGCAGCUACAGCAACAACAACAACCCAGCCCUGCGAAUGGGCAGCAGGCCAACAGCCAAAAGCGAUUCUGUACCUUAUUCCCCUCAGAUGAAGGCCUGACCAUUGACCUGAAAAACUUCCGGAAGCCCGGUGAGAAGACCUUCACCCAGAGGAGUCGCCUGUUUGUGGGGAACCUGCCUCCGGAUAUCACAGAAGAGGAGAUGAGGAAGCUCUUUGAGAAAUACGGGAAGGCUGGUGAAGUGUUCAUUCACAAGGACAAGGGCUUUGGCUUUAUCAGGCUGGAGACCCGGACUCUGGCUGAGAUUGCCAAGGUGGAGCUGGACAACAUGCCCCUGCGGGGGAAGCAGCUGCGGGUGCGCUUUGCCUGCCACAGCGCCUCUCUGACAGUCCGGAACCUGCCCCAGUUUGUGUCCAAUGAGCUCCUGGAGGAAGCAUUUUCCAUGUUUGGCCAAGUGGAGAGGGCUGUUGUGAUUGUGGAUGACAGGGGAAGACCCUCGGGCAAAGGCAUUGUGGAAUUUUCUGGGAAACCAGCUGCUAGGAAAGCCCUGGACAGAUGUGGCGAGGGCUCCUUCCUGCUCACCAUGUUCCCUCGGCCAGUGACCGUGGAGCCCAUGGAUCAGUAUGAUGACGAGGAGGGGCUGCCAGAAAAGCUGGUCAUCAAAAACCAGCAAUAUCACAAGGAGCGUGAGCAGCCUCCCCGCUUUGCUCAGCCUGGGUCCUUUGAGUAUGAGUACGCCAUGCGCUGGAAGGCCCUGAUCGAGAUGGAGAAGCAGCAGCAAGAACAGGUAGACCGCAACAUCAAAGAGGCCCGGGAGAAGCUCGAGAUGGAGAUGGAGGCAGCUCGCCACGAGCACCAAGUUAUGCUCAUGCGGCAAGACCUGAUGAGGCGUCAGGAAGAGCUGCGAAGAAUGGAGGAACUGCAUAACCAGGAGGUGCAGAAGCGUAAACAGCUGGAGCUCAGGCAAGAGGAGGAGCGCCGGCGCCGCGAGGAAGAGAUGCGGAGGCAGCAGGAGGAGAUGAUGAGGCGACAGGAAGGCUUCAAGGGUGCCUUCCCCGAUGCGAGGGAGCCUCCAGAUAUGCGAAUGAGCCAGAUGGGCAUGGGAGGUGCCAUCGGCAUGAACAACCGGCCGGCCAUGGGAGGCACUGCUGUCCCAGCGGGGCCACCUCCCACCACUGGCCCUGGACCAAUGAUUCCCGAUGGAACCAUGGGCAUGACCCCGCCGCCACCCCCUGACCGCUUUGGCCAGACCACUCCAAUGGAAGGCCUGGGGACGAUGGGAGGAAGCGCACCUGCCUUCAACCGGGGAGCUCCUGGUGCUGAUUUCGGCCCCAACAAGCGCCGCAGAUACUAACAGAGGGAUGGGAGGCAGAGGCGUUUCUUGCGAGAGACCCUCAAGGCUUUCUUUCCUCCUUUCUUUCUUUGGGCCAGAUUUGUCCAGGGUUUAGGCAACGGCGAUGAUUCCCCCCCCUUCCCCCGUGCAUUCCUGCAAAGCGCAAUGUGAAAGCGGACCCCAGGAGGCUCCAAAUAGCUGUGUAGUGUGUGUGUUUAUAUAUGAGUGUGAGGCCGGGUUAGGACCCUGGCGCCUCUCCCAUUCCCAGGCCCCUCCACACAGGCCCAGCUCCACAGGGGCCUUUCGUUGAGGUUGGGGGGCUGCCCAUGUCUGUAGCCGCAGAGAGCUUAUCAUGUAUUGGGGGGGGGGGGUUAGUGGGAGGGCAAGGGGGAGUUAGUUUUUAAAAAAAAUCAAAACUUGUACCUUUUUACUUUUCUUUCUCUGGACCAUUUUCCCUCCUCCUUUUGGUUGCCGCGCAGCGGUGGGGCUGGCGAUCCUGGGGGGCGAGAAUUAUCCAAUGUGUCGUACUGGUCUUUUCUCUUUUUUUCUGAUUUUUUUUUAAACUGGUAGAAAAAGUACACAACGAUUGGAUGAAGAAGAAAAGAACUGUUUCCUGCCGAAGUCUCAAAAACGACUCUUUGUAUAACCCUAACUUUGCCUGUCUUGUGUUAGAAGUAUGAGGCUUUUUUCAUUUCUUUCUUUGUGAACCUGAGCUGUAAUCGUCCACUAACAGGUUGAGUUCGUCUGAAGACCGUUAACAGGAAUGCGUUUAUUAAAAGGGAUUUUAAGCCUUUUUUCCCC